Messenger RNA from Homarus americanus (American lobster), 776 nucleotides. RefSeq lists its product as uncharacterized. The coding region runs from base 84 to 437 and encodes 117 amino acids. The record is from RefSeq and is a predicted model, not a curated record. NCBI's taxonomy places the organism in Eukaryota, Metazoa, Arthropoda, Malacostraca, Decapoda, Nephropidae. The transcript is spliced from 3 exons.
CUCGUGCAAGCAGUGACUCUCCAGACACCAAGCAGCGCGCUCCUGUGACACAGCAGCGCGCUCCUGUGACACUACAGCUCGUAAUGUGGCCACUUGUAGAGGAAGACAACAAUCAGUUAAACUCUGAAGGUGACUCCUCCCAAGCGGCGUCCCUCACCCUAGUUGAUAGCCAACCAGCUCAACCCUCUGAACACCCUGAGUUACCAUUGGUCUGCCUUGCUAAACCUUCGGGAGCCUCUGGGUUAUCUGCAGGUCUUGAUACCAAAGAGGAUGAACGUAGGAAAUUCCAACUUGAGAACGAAAAGGAGUAUGAACAAAUGCUCGAGUUGUCCUCCCAGCUACGGAAAAAUGUCCAGGAAAUAGUAAAGCUAAAAAGGAAGCUGGCUGCUUUUCCUGGUGUAUUGACACUCUCGAGCAACAACUCGAACGUACAGUAAAGGAGGAGAUGGCGUCGGCCUUGCAGUUAAAGGUUUUGAGUAAGAUCUUGGCAGUGGUCGCCGAGAGCUGUGGUCCGGAUAACCCAGCCAAAAACCGUUUAAAGAAACUUCUUCACACUCUCGGAUCAAAUCACAAUUAAAAAUCACAUCUGUAUUAAAAAUCUUUCUCUAAAAUAACUGUCAAUAUUCAACUAGAAUGAAUUAAUAGUUGUAGAAAAUGAUUAAACUGGAAAUAUAUUGAUUUACCCCUCUGUACGUGAUAUCAAAAUGCGUCAGAUAUAAUUUUGGGGGUUAUGGCAUUGUAUUGUAAACUGUAAAUAAAGGACACAUCGCAGGUUA